AUGUCAUGUCUCCAGGAGAACCUCCGUGAACGGGAAACUGAGCUUUCUGCUGAAAAGAAAAAUGCCCUGAAGCGAGACAAGACCAUCCAGGGUUUAACCCUUGUUUUAAAAACCAAGGAAAACGAGACUGGAGAACUCGCUUCCGAGGUAGAAAGCCUGAAAGCUUUGUUGGCGAAGUCUGCAGAGAUCGGUUCCGAAGCUCAGAUGCAGAAAUUCAAGGAGGCUGAAGGUCCCCAGGAGCUCCUGAUGGAGAAGGAGAGCCUGUUGGCAGACUUGCGCUCGCGGAACCUCACCAAGGACACCGAGAACCGGAAGCUCCAACGGAAGCUGAAGAGGAUCGAGCAGGAGCUGAGCGAGCUGCUCACGGAGAAGGAGAAGCUGGCCGGAGAAUUGGACGAAGCUCGGCAGCAGAAAAACCAGAGCGACAAAACCAUCCACAUUCUCAGGACUGAAUUCAGCAGUGAAAAAAAAGACCUUGAAAAAAGGAUUGAGACUCUUGACGGGGUCAUUAGAGAGAAAGAUUUGAGGCUGCAGGAAUGGUCGACUAAAUUCCAAAACCUGGAGAAAAAUAAAGAGAGUCUUGAGAGACAGAACGAAGCCUUGAUCGAAGAGAAAUGCGCAGCCCAAUCCGAGCAGCUGGUGACCAAAAUGAUGCACGAAUUAGAGAGGAUCAAGGAAUCCGAAUACUCCGAGAUGCUUGAAACUCUCCGAAAAGAGCACACUAUUUUUGCGUCUUUGAUCAGAUCUCUGAAAGAUGCCGACGGGUGA
This is a messenger RNA of Thamnophis sirtalis, 768 nucleotides long. The record is from RefSeq and is a predicted model, not a curated record. NCBI's taxonomy places the organism in Eukaryota, Metazoa, Chordata, Lepidosauria, Squamata, Natricidae.